CUAACUCUGUUUUCUUUUCAUCCCUACGCCGUUUCAUCAUCAUCUCUCUCUCAACUCAAUCGCCCAUCGCCUUUUCCCCGAAGGAAUUGCCGAAUCGCCGUCAAAUUCUUGUCUCCGGUCCGAUCACCUCUAAUUUACCUCCAUCCGAUCUGCAUCUGCUUGUCUCCAAAGAGUCUUCUACCUUAAUCGUCAAUUAGCCCUAAUUCUUUUCUCAUAUUAUUCAUCUAGAACCGAGUUCGUAUACCGUACAUCCGGCUGUACCUAAAAUUAGAAAGAAAAAAUGGAUGUUAUAAAAGCAUUUGCUUCAGCCACAAAGAAUUUGGCAGAAGCAAUAUCUACAUUUGAUGAGAAGCUUCGAGCAGCUAUUCAAGUGUUGCCAGAUGAUGAAGCAAUGAAAAUGCUGGUAGAGAGGGUUUAUAAUCUGCUGGAUGGUUAUUCAAAAGAGAAUGUGCAAGAAGAAGAGAAAGAAAGCACAAGAGAAGGAGAAAAGGAAUGGACUUUUAGUCAAGAUGAUGAAUAUUGGAAAAGUGAAGAAGUGAUGAAGGCUAUUGAUGCUAUAGAAAAAGCACAAAAAAGGCGACAAGAGAGAGCACAGUAUGAUGGGCCAACCUUUAGGCUACUUUCACAAGAAAGCCAAGAGAGACGUGAUAAUGAGAUGGUUCAUGAUUGGGGGGUGGCAGCUGUUGAUGUGGGAGAGAAUGGAGAGUUGCAGACAGAUGUCAAAGGUGGGGGAGAUGUGGCAGAUGUGGCCAAUGUAAAAAAAGUUCCAAGUGAAGACCGGAUUCUUGACAUGGCAGUGGAGAAAAACAAUAGAGAAGUUGAGCAGAAUAAAAAAGGCAAUCAAGACGAAUGUCCAGAAAGAAUUGCAGAACGACAAAAGGGUAGAAAGAGAGAUGUUUCACUUUCAGCUGCACUAAGUAAUGUGCUAUACAAGGAAGGUGACAGAUCAAUCAAGAAAGGGCACUUCCAAAGCUUGAAACUGAACUCAGCAGUUUCUUUUGAAAUCAUAGAUUUGUGGACUGAUAUUCUUAACCACAAAGAGAAGUUCAAAAGCAAUGACUCAUCAGCCAGAGUGUUCUUCCCAACGAAAAUUUGUGAUGUGUUGGAUUACAAUGUUGGAAGUUCAGCAACAACACGAAACAAAAACUUUGUGGAAAGUGAUAACGUUAGAGUGGGUUUCAUAUAUGUCUUGUCGUAUUCAACUUUCUUCAUCGAGUUUGGAAUAUAUCCAGAUACGUUCUUGAUAAUGACAGGUUCCAGACACUAUAUAUAUCAUGAUUAUGGGAAGAGUAUCUCACAUUCUCACAUUAUGGAAGGAACUUCUCGAACACUUCCUUACACCAUAAGAUUCGUUGGUCUUCUUGGUAGAAAUCCAAAGUUUAUGGCUACUGCAGUAGAUUUAGGAAGAGAAUUGAUAAGGCGAAGAAUUAGUCUUGCUUAUGGAGGAGGCAACGUUGGCCUACAAGGAGUUGUUGCUUCAACAGUCUUUACCAAUGGUGGUCUCGUUAGAGGUUUCAUUCCUGGGUACAUAGCAACACGACGGGUCUACGGACCUACAUAUGGCGUAGAGCACACAGUUUCCAGCAAUUACUACAAAUAUUUUGAGAUGAAUCAUGCCGUGGAAGCUUUCAUUGUUCUUCCCAGAGGAGUUGACACUAUGGGAGGUUUGUUUACCUUGAUCUCGUGGGCUUCUGAAGGGUUACACAAUAGACCCAUUGGUCUCUUGAACAUUGACGGUUAUUUCAAUAACCUAAUCAAAUUUCUAUACGAUGCAGUGAGGCAGAACUUUAUGUCUUUGAGUCAGAGGAAACUUUUCAUAUCUUCUUUCUUUGUUGGUGAGCUUUUAGACAAAUUAGAGUUUGCUAAAGCUUUCCCGGGACCAGGGGUUAGUUACGAUGAGUUUGUGAAUCCUGGGAGAUUAGACUUAGAAUUGCAUCCAAACUGUAACACCCUAAUCUGUCCAGGUCUGCAGCCCCUUUCAGAUUAAAGUAUUAACUUGUGAAACGAUGAUUCCGGCGGAAAAACGGCGAAACUUCCGGCGAACACCAUGGCUUGCUCCGGCGACCUCAACUUCUCCGGACAGCACCAUCGCACUCCUCACUUUCUCAACAACAGAAUAGAAAGAAUAAUGGAGAGAAUUGAUG
This is a messenger RNA of Cuscuta campestris, 2144 nucleotides long. The record is from the annotation of a GenBank genome assembly. NCBI's taxonomy places the organism in Eukaryota, Viridiplantae, Streptophyta, Magnoliopsida, Solanales, Convolvulaceae.